Impatiens glandulifera is the source of this 905-nucleotide messenger RNA. RefSeq names its product probable WRKY transcription factor 12. Lineage: Eukaryota; Viridiplantae; Streptophyta; Magnoliopsida; Ericales; Balsaminaceae. The record is from RefSeq and is a predicted model, not a curated record. The transcript has 4 exons. Gene Ontology annotation, molecular function: sequence-specific DNA binding; DNA-binding transcription factor activity. Bases 34 to 750 code for a protein of 238 amino acids. Gene Ontology annotation, biological process: regulation of DNA-templated transcription.
CCUAAGAAGAAGAUGAACAUGCAUGUUUAGAAAAUGGAAAGAGAGAGAGAAAAAGUUUCAAACUACUUCACUAAUAAUACUACAUCUCCAAUCAUGAAUCCUCCAAUUAAUGAAAUGGGUUUUCAUCAUCUUCACUUUGAUCAUGUCGACGAUCACACUCAAGUAUUAAACUUUCUUGUCUCAUCACAACAACAACACCCACUUCACGCCGGAACCGCCACAACCAGAAACCAACCUCAGCCGGAUACUGGCGGCGCCACCAGAUUCAACCAGAUCAACACCCGCCAUGAUGAUGAUCAUCAUCAUAAUAGGUCUUCCAACUGGAAGCAAACUGAUCAGGUGGCUGGACAAUUGGAUUCCAACAAGACUAGUACUAAUGUGGAGAGCUGCUCUGCGAAUGCAAGUGACGGUGGUGGUAGCAAUUCAUGGUGGAGGAAUUCGGAGAAGAACAAGGUUAAUAAAGUGAGAAGAAAGUUGAGAGAGCCCAGGUUUUGCUUUCAAACAAGAAGUGAUAUUGAUGUUCUUGAUGACGGUUACAAGUGGAGGAAAUAUGGUCAGAAAGUUGUCAAGAACAGCCUUCAUCCCAGAAGUUACUAUCGAUGCACACAUAGCAACUGUAGGGUGAAGAAACGGGUAGAACGGUUAUCCGAGGAUUGUCGAAUGGUUAUAACUACCUACGAAGGAAGACAUAAUCACAUUCCUUGUGAUGAUUCAAAUUCGUCGGAAAAUGAAUGUUUUACCUCCUUCUAGACCUAGUUUGUUAAUUACCUUCAAUAAAUUAUCCAAGUAUUGUAUUAUUAAUGAAUUCUUGUAAUUAAGUAAAUGGAAUUAAUUGCCCCCACAAAAUAUAUCAUAUGCAUUGUCAUAUAGUGUUAUUAAACCUAUUUCAGAAAAGGAAAAUCAAC